Molecule: messenger RNA, 1246 nt
Organism: Leguminivora glycinivorella
Lineage: Eukaryota; Metazoa; Arthropoda; Insecta; Lepidoptera; Tortricidae
Gene: nmdyn-D7
Product: nucleoside diphosphate kinase 7
Exons: 7
Coding region: 112-1239 (375 amino acids)
Biological process (GO): GTP biosynthetic process; CTP biosynthetic process; UTP biosynthetic process
Cellular component (GO): centrosome
Molecular function (GO): nucleoside diphosphate kinase activity
Source: RefSeq, a predicted model, not a curated record
GUUUUUGAAGGCGGAACGGUAUUGUUAAUGUUUACAAGCAGCUAUCGUUUAUUUUUAUAUUAUAAAUAUUAAAAGUUCACUUUAGAUAUGAAAUUUAUGUCACAGUAAAUAAUGGAAGGGGCCUACCAAGACAAAUAUUCGUUUGUCGGCGAGUGGUACGACAGCCAAGCCAGUGUAACAAGACGAUAUAAUGUAUUUUAUUUUCCAUCAGACGAUACCGUAGAAAUGUUUGACUUGAAAACUCGUAAAACCUUUGUUCGAAGGGUAAAAGUAAAUGGUAUUAGUUUGGAUAAGUUUUGUAUUGGAGGUACUCUGUUAAUUUUAGGACGCCUUAUUAAAAUAGUAGAUUUCGCUUGCGAAGAUACCAAGAAAAGAUUGCAGAAAGAUAUGGAAGUGACAUUUGCUAUGAUCAAACCUCUACCAACAAACAUUAUUGGAAAAAUUGUAAAGCAUUUGAAUGAUCAUGGACUACGCAUUUCUAAAAUGAAAAAAUCUCGUCUAACAUCAGAUGACGUAAAUUUUAUUUAUAGACAUAUGCUUACUGAUCCUACAUAUCCAUUUUUAAUGGAACAUUUACAAGGGCAACUAGUAAUAGGCAUGGAGUUAGUGGGCAACAAUGCAGUGGCAGCUUGUAAGGAAUGUCUGGGGGACAGGGAUCCGCCGAAGGCUGCUCCUGGCACUAUAAGGGCUCUCUAUGGCUCGGAUCCUGUGAGGAACUGUAUGCAUCCUUCUGCCGCUCCAGAACAUGCUUUAGAGGACAUAGAAUAUUUCUUCAGCCCGCGCCUGCGGCUCACGGCCACGCUGUCCAACUGCACGCUGUGCGUGGUGAAGCCUCACGCGAUCCGCGAGGGCAAGCUGGGCAGCGCGCUUGAGGUCAUCGCCGAUGCGGGGUUUGAGGUCUCCGCGCUCAACAUGCUCAUCGUCGAGACGGUCAACGCAGCCGAGUUCUAUGAGGUGUACAAGGGCAUCGUGCCGGAGUAUAAGGGCAUGGUGGAGGAAUUGUCGAGUGGCGCGUGCGUGGCCAUGGAGCUGCAAGCCAAAGACAAGUCGCUCAACACAGCAGUGGAAUUUCGGAAAUUGGUCGGCCCUUCCGACCCGGAAAUCGCCCGACUGCUCCGUCCGCACACGCUCCGCGCGAAGUUCGGCGUGACCAAGGUGCGGAACGCCGUGCACUGCAGCGACCUGCCCGAGGACGGCCUGCUCGAGGUCGAGUACUUCUUCAAGAUACUCGACUUCUAAACACUGC